Molecule: messenger RNA, 1098 nt
Organism: Parnassius apollo (apollo)
Lineage: Eukaryota; Metazoa; Arthropoda; Insecta; Lepidoptera; Papilionidae
Source: the annotation of a GenBank genome assembly
AUGACCCAAAAUCCAUCUGGUGUAAAAUGUGACAUAGUUAAUGAGUGUCAAAUGUUCCUAAAAGCUGAAGAUGGAGGAGGAGAUGCUAAAUUGAAUGUUUCCAACAGUGUGUCUUCAAUAAAUGAAGGAGAGCAAGAUAUUGGGAUGUCUACCAAUAGUCAAACUAAUAAAGAAUCUCCUGAGAAGGAAAAGGAAGACUCUAAGGAAAGCAAUGCUGAUGGAAAUGAGGAAAUGCCUAGCACUGUAACAGUGUUGGAUACUCCUGAUGGAGGCAAAGUAUAUUUAGUGGGGACAGCACAUUUUAGUAUUAAAUCUCAGGAAGAUGUUUCUAGGGUUAUACAAGAAGUUAAUCCUCAUAUUGUUAUGGUGGAGUUGUGUGAACAGAGAACAAAUAUCCUACUUUUAGAUGAAGAGAUUAUUUUAAGAGAGGCCAAGAAUAUAAAUUUCAAAAAGAUAAGGGCAACCAUGGCUCAGAAUGGAGUAUUCAACGGUUUAAUGUAUAUAUUACUAUUAAAUAUGUCGGCACACAUUACUCGUGAGUUAGGUAUGGCUCCUGGAGGAGAGUUUCGCCGAGCUAUGGCAGAGGCUAAAAAGAUUCCUAAUUGUAUCGUGCAACUUGGUGACAGAGCAAUCGACAUUACAUUACAUAGAGCUAUAGCAUCUCUAUCUUGGGGACAGACAAUACGUUUUAUAUGGCACCUACUUACUUCUAACAAGAGUAUUAGUGUAGAAGAAGUUGAGAAAUGCAAAAUGAAAAAAAUGUUGGACGAUAUGCUGGAAGAAAUGGCGGAAGAAUUUCCAGCUCUUAAGCGCGUUUUUGUUGUAGAGCGUGACAUGUAUCUCUGUCAUUCACUUCAAAUCGCUGCCUUACAGCCUCGUAAUGAACCAUGUCGAAUAGUUGGUGUUGUGGGCAUUGGCCAUGUGGCCGGCAUCGUGGAACAUUGGGGCAAGGUCACACCGCAGGAUAUAACUCCCUUACUUGUUAUCCCCCCUCCAUCGCUAUCCACGCGCAUUAUCCGCGUGUCGGUGCGAGUGGCGUGCGCAGGCGCAGUCGUGUACGCGGCUUAUAAGUUCUUCCCGCGUCGUUGGCUGCCCUGA